UGAAGGUAUGGUCAAAAUCAUGUGACUCUGCUUUUUACAUAACUUCGUCCAUUGCCCACGUCUUAAAUUAUUCCUCGAUUUUAAAAUUCCACAAGUUUUUAUCAGACUACAUGCGCAGCAAAUCCACGAAAAACAUGUCGCAUACUUAUCAGGCUUACGGGUCCUUCUAAUGUUUCCUACAUACGUAUAGAAUUUUUCAACUAUGGGUACUUCUCGUCAAGCUUAUCCUGCUGCCUUCACACCGAAUAUCCAAAAUAUGGGCGAGAUGGAUCACGGCUUAGGAAAAAUCAUUGUAGGUCUAAUUCACGCCGUUAGCAACACUAUCAAACCAAACAUGGACGUCGAGCUGGACAAAAUCCGGGCCAGAAUUAUAACCGAUUUGGCAGAGCGAUUAAAUUGCACGUUAACCUUGCAAAAGAUUCUGUACAAUUUCGUCGUUUACAAUAUGGACCUCGACUACAAAUUCGACCAAAUGCGGGGACAAAUCGGGUAUGAAUCAUUUUCCCUCGGAUCGUCACUAUAUGAAAUUUGGGUUUCUCAACAUGGCUCAUUUACCGGGAGUUUUGAAAAGGGCCACUUUGCCUGUGGCGGGUAUAAUAGAGGAUGCAUUAUCGAACGCAAAAAUAAUUCGGAUGGGGAGUUAACCAUCUAUUUCGGAGUUCCAGCCAAAGACGGUGCGAACUGACAAGGCGUAAUUGAUAAUUUGCCAUUUGAUGGAUUCCAUCUCAAGAGAAUAAAUUUUAGAUUGUAAAAAAAUAGUGAAUUUAAAUUAAAUGCAUUCACAGAUUUUAUUUCGUUUUCAGGCAGAUUUUAAUUAAUUCUGCAAGUAAAAAAAUGUGUAGGGACCACGUUUGCAGAAACAUUUAUCAACUACAGAUACAUACGUACUUAUAAGUAUUUAUAUACCUAACAUACCUGCAUAAAUAAAUUGGUAUGUACAUCAAAAUCGUAUAACAAUUUUUACUAUUUUAUUAAGUGAAUAAUCCUUAAAAGACUGCCCAUUAAAUUACAGAAUAUAAAAUGAUAAUAUGACAAAUUUAGUUCGGUCUAAAUAAUGAAAUUCUGAAUUCUCAUCGCAUGCAUGCAUAUUUUCAUAUGUAUUGUGUCUGUAAGAUCGGCAUAAAUCGUAUACAUAUACAGAUAUACAUAUGUAUGUAAAUAUGUAUAUAGUCUAAAUCCACGCAGAAUAUGCAUGUGUGUAUGUGGUAUUUAGGUAAUGUGGUUUUAACAACAAGUUGAGAAUGUUCAGCUAUAAAAUUCUAUCUAAUCGUGUGUCAAAUUGCACAUGAAAGUAUUUAGUUUCUCUCCAAACUCACAUUAUACAUCUAACUCUCUGAUAAGAUUGUGUAAGCAUGUAGUUCAAGAAAUUGCUUUCUCAGUUUCUAAUGUUUCACUGCUUAUUUAAUAUCCUCAGUCUGAGACAGUGACCGCGGAACUUCGAGGGACAUAUGGUGACAUUAGAAUUAUGAGAUAGAAGAGGUGGGGCUUCUACAGGGGUGGGACAGAAGAAGGAGCCACUUGAAUUUUAGGGGUGGCGUGUGAUGCACAGUCGCGGCAUUUUCAAAAUUUGCAUAUGUCAUACCCAGAUAGUUAACGAAAAUUUAACACUAUUCAGAUUUUCCCUACGGUUAAAAAUGCCCCUGCAGCACCCCCCAGAGUGCGAGGCACGCAUAAAAGUGUUUUCCAAAGACAUACUGAGCCAGAGAGCGAUUGUUAGAAAAUUUGCUGCAAAUGGAUUUAUCGUCGAUCGAAAGUACGUUUCUAAUGUACUUAAAAACGUUGGAAUCAAGCGGAGGGAAAAAGCGGUUACAGCUCCACCCCCACGGAAAGGAUACCCAAGAUCCGCUUGAACCAAAAAGUUUAUCCGGAAAAUCAAUUUUUCGCCAAAACGGUAAAUCCACCAACUAAAAGUUGCAUGGCGAAAAUGUUAAACGUUAGUAGGAGAACAUUUCUAGAGUCAUUCACAAUGACCUACAGCAAGUGACUCGUAGGAAAUCCCGAGAUCAUGCUCUCAUCCCAACUUAUUUCUCACAAAAUAUCAGCCUACACGAAGGAUUUUAAAAAAAGUUUGGGUAUAACAAUUAUUCCUACUAUAGAAACUCUCGUUAGUUCCUCUGAUAUCAAUCCGAUGUUUUUUUUGGAUUCGAGUACUUAAAACAGAGCCUUCUUGAAAGGAAAACGCGUGCGUUUUGAUGCACUUUGGAAAAGUGUUCAGGACGAGUGGUGCAGAAUCACUCUGAAAAUUGUGUCAAAGGUCAUGACUGGUUGGAAAAAGCGACUGAGGCUCGUUAGAUAAACUAAAGGGCUUCACACUGAACCAAUUACCAAACUUCACAAACGAAUAAUAAGGCCGGAAUAAAUUUAGGCAAAGUG
This is a messenger RNA of Folsomia candida, 2373 nucleotides long. RefSeq lists its product as uncharacterized. The transcript has 3 exons. NCBI's taxonomy places the organism in Eukaryota, Metazoa, Arthropoda, Collembola, Entomobryomorpha, Isotomidae. The coding region runs from base 203 to 685 and encodes 160 amino acids. The record is from RefSeq and is a predicted model, not a curated record.